AGCUUCUCGGAAGUGUUGUUCAUCUCGUCGAGGCCAUCUAUGAGGAAGAGCACCUUACAGCGCUUCAGAUAUUUCACGAGGGGUUCCCAAAAAACCGAGAAACUGGGCGGGAGGACCGGGCCCAAGAAUAUCUCAAGAUCCUCAGUAUCUGUGUCCUGCAACAGUAUUCUGAACACUGAUGUACUCCUCGGUGUGUGAUAGAAAAGCACACUUACCUGUUCUACUCUGACACCCUGAAAGUAAGCAGCACAGUCUUGCCACCUUCUGCCAAUGCCACUCAGCACAGCAAGGCAUAGUCCAUGGUCCUAGAAAGGCUGUGAGGGCUGACACUUGUCUGUCAGAACUUUUUAGAGUUCUUAGGAGUCUAUUUCAAGUGAUAUGAUGUGAUGUUGAAGCACAAGUUUUGAAAAAUAUCUAGAUUUGAACCCAUUUUUUGGAUCCACACAGGAAGAACAGUAGGUCAAAGCACUCAAAGUGUUUGUAAAGAUCUUUGAGGUGACUUCCUGCCAAUUUCUUUGAUAAAUCAAGUCUUUUUAAAAGUUCAUGUCUAAAAUAACUUUGUUAGUAAAGGCAUGCAACACAUCUUAUAUGCCCUCUCACAUUACCAAUGAUAGUUGUUGUCUCUGUCACAGACACUGAACCCAUCCUUGAAAGCCUCUUUUGAAGAGGCUCUCAAAGUCUGAAUUUUUUUCUCCAAGUGGUCUUUAUCUAUUUUCACCUGAGGUCAUUCAUGGACAUAGUGUUUCUUCUUUGAUCUUAUUGAGGAGCCCUUCCAUAACAGAUGUAUCACUCCAGUGUGCAUUAUUGAGUCCUACCACAUCUUUACAGGCCAGUAUUAUGCUCUUAUAGAGCACUGGUACAUCAAAGGUCUAGCAUGAGAGGUUGCCACCAACAUAUCUCUUCUCAUCAGAGUCAAAGGCUUUCCUUGUCCUCACUGGUAAGGUGGUGGUAGUUGGCCAUCAAGGAGUCUAGGAGGCUGGUCUGGUUAGGUGGUCCAGGACCUUGUUUGUGCCACAUUUUGGAGAUGAAGAGAGCACGGUUGCUCUAGAACCAAUCAACAAAGAAGCUUGAUAUGCAAAUAAUCCAGUCAUGGGUGGUUCUUCAUCAGGACUGCUCACAUUCACUUCUCUGCAAUGAAAUGGUUGGAACUGUGCAUUAUGAAAAAAAGGUUGCAGAAACAGCCUUGAUAAGAGAUACAUGCCCUGAAGAACUCCCAUAACCUUAACAAUGGAUAUCGCACUGGCUGUGGCUGAGGAGUCCAACUUAAAGGAGCUGCUGUGGGAGAGUGCUCUCAUUAAAAAAGUGAAGGAGCAUCCACAGCUUUAUGACUUCAACCACAAGGACUAUAAAGAGGCUCUAAGGAGCAACCAUACGUGGAUCUCUGUCGCUGAGCAGCUGGGAAUGCCUGGCCGCUGGAAGAUCUGCAAGGAAAAGUGGCGCGCUCUCCGAGAUACGUAUGUGAGGAAAAGAAAGGGUUUCCUGAUGGGAAAGGACAGAGCAUCCAAUGGAAGGACAGCUAAAGUGACAGUGACUAACGAUGAGUCAUCACCGCCACACAAAAAAGUAAAAGAAGCCGGGAUAAUCUUUGAAGAUGUCAGUAUCAAGAGAGAAGAGGAAGAAGAGGAGAGUGUGAGGGUAUCUAAAAGAGCUCGCCUCUCUAACAACCUCUCCACCAUGCAGGAAGGAAAUAUGAGGAAUUCUGCAUUGGAAAACUUUGAUGCAGAACUGUCGCACGAGACAGACCCUCUUUCCUUCACUGUAAGACGGGCAGACCAUAAAGGAAGAAUUUUAGUGGGGAGAUGAGGGAAUGGAUGAAGAGGACCAGAGUUUAAUAAAGAAAGAAACAGCAGCAACAUAUCCAACAGAAUCUCCAAUGCCACCAUCUCUAGCACUGGCAGAUAAUAAGAUAGAAAAGUGGGAAUGAUCAUGCCCAAACCCAUGAGUGCUGUACCCAUCAAGAUCAAGAGUGUCAAGCAACCAGAUGUAGGGCUCUCAAUUUUUGACGAAAUUUCUUCAGAUAAGGAAAUUCACUGCCAUGUGAGGAAAAGUUUAAGGGAAUUACUUUUCUGAGGAAAUUUAGUAUAGAAUUGGUGGAAAAUCUGUGGAAAUUAUACAUUUCUUUAAGGAAAUUUAAUACAUAAUUAUGUGUUGCUUAAAAACUUGAAUUAAUUUCAUCACAACUGCACAGUGAAAGUAAGACUAUGUUCAAAUGUUUUUAUUUAUUGUUGGAAGUUGCAGAGCCAUAGAUACAGCUCUGUUAAGGAGUUAUGGUGUGUGUGUGUGCGUGUGUGUAUUCACUGUUUGAUCUGCUGCAGUCUCUGACGAGACAGCCAGACGUUACCCUACGGAGCGAGCUCAGAGCUCAUUAUUUCCGAUCUUGGGAUAGGUCUG
Molecule: messenger RNA, 2391 nt
Organism: Portunus trituberculatus (swimming crab)
Lineage: Eukaryota; Metazoa; Arthropoda; Malacostraca; Decapoda; Portunidae
Exons: 5
Coding region: 1228-1803 (191 amino acids)
Biological process (GO): regulation of transcription by RNA polymerase II
Cellular component (GO): nucleus; transcription regulator complex
Source: RefSeq, a predicted model, not a curated record